UGUCUACGCCGUCGUUCGGCCGUGGACAUUAACACACAAAUACAUACAGUAUACACACAUGCGGUAGAAAAUGAUUAAAUAAAACAUUUAGAUAUCAUUGAAUAACUCUAUCGAGUGGAUGUAAGACCGUAACAUAAAUAUAAUCUCGUGUAACGAACUUAACAUAAUACACUUGGUCGAUUAUUUAUUUAUAUUCAAACUAUCGUGUGAAUAAAUUUUCAUUAUUCUUGGAUUUCUACUUUAUAAUACAAAAAAAAAAAUGUUAAACAAAGGAGUUGUUAGACAAUUUUUGGCAGCAACAGCAGGAUCACUAUCCAUAAUGAACGUGGGCAUUAUACUAGGCUGGACGUCACCGAUCAUGGAAGAACUGCUGGGACCGAACAGCCCGAUCCCGAUGACGGUGGACGAGAGCUCGUGGUUCGUGUCGGUAAUCGACUGGGGUCUGAUCCUAGGCUCGUUGCCAUUCGGCGUCAUAGCAGACCGAUGGGGCCGGAAGCCCAGCUUGCAGAUCAUUGGGCCGAUGGCGUUGGCCACGUGGGUGGCCCUGCUGUUCAUCGACACGUUCCUAGGGCUGCUGAUCGUGAGGUUCGCGCAGGGCCUGCUGGCGGCAGGCGCGUACACGGUGCUACCGGUGUACGCGGGCGAGAUCGCGGGCCCGAAGAUCCGCGGCGCGCUGGGAACCAUGUUCCAAAUAAUGAUGUACGUGGGCAUACUGUUCGUGUACGCGGCCGGUAUGUACCUGGACUACAGGCAGCUGACGUACGCCAUGAUGGUGGGCCCGGUGCUGUUCUGCGCGCUGUUCGCCGCCAUACCGGAGUCGCCGCACUUCUACGUGAUGAAGAACAAGCUGCCCGAGGCGAAGAAAGCGCUGGUGUGGCUGCGCGGCGACGAGACGGGCCGCUCGGUGGACGACGAGAUGGACUCGGUGGUGGAAUGCAUAUGCAAAGAGAUGCGAAACGCGUCGUUCACCGAGCUGUUCACCGACUGGGUGAGCCUCAAGGCGCUGAUCAUCGUGCAGGGCCUGUCCGUGUUCCGCGUGAUGGCCGGCGUCACCGCACUCAUAUCGUACGCGUCCAUCACGUUUGCAGAGAUGCACGUGGACGUGCACGCCAACAAGCUGUCGCUGGUGUUCGCGUGCUCGGUGCUAUUCUCCGCGCUGCCGUCCACCGUGCUCGCCGACCGGUUGGGCCGCCGGCCGCUGAUGAUCAUCUCGUGCCUGUGGUGCUUCGUGUUCGACACGGCCAUAUUUGCGUACUUCUACGCGGACCGGUGCACCGAGUACGACGUGACCGAGUACGGGUGGCUGUGUGUGCUGGCCGUCGGCGGCCUGUCCGUCGCACACACCAUCGGCCUGGGCUCGCUGCUGUCCACCAUCAACUGCGAACUGUUCCCGUCCAACACGCGGUCCAUCGCGAACGCGGUCAACACCAUCACGCUGACCAUCGUGUCGUUCCUCGCGCUCAAGAUAUAUCCCGUGCUUGCCGACGGCGGUGGCAUGUACCGCAACUAUCUGAUAUCGUCGCUGUUCAGCCUGUGCUCGAUCGUGUGCUGCGUGCUAUGGCUACCCGAGACCAAGGGCAAAACGUUCGCCGCCAUCCAGGCACAGCUCAGGAAGACCGAUGAUCUGGUCUGAACACGCCCCCGCGCUCCCGCCCCCGCCCUUGCCCGAAUCCCGUCCAGUAUCGUCCGUCGUUCAAUGACAUUUUUAGGUUGUGUACACAGUUUUCCGUGCAUCUGGUCACGUUCGAUACCGCGCGCAGCGAAGGACGACCGACCGGCGAACAGGAUCGAACGGCUCUAGGGAUAAUCGUGUUGGGUCCUUCGACGUUCAAAAAUCGAACGCUCGUCAGCGUGGCUCCGUCGCGCUGAAAACCGUUGUCCGAUGCCGUUCGUAUACAUACCGGUCCGCUGUGUCUUGUUGGCAACACGGUUUUCACGAAUGACAUUAUGUUUUUUCGUGUGAUCGUUAAAACAUAACAAGUCCAAUGACACGGACCUCGACGUGCGAUAGGUUUUCGAACUCUAAAAACAACUGCCCGACAUCGGUACUUACAAGCUUUGUGACUUGCGCGUCUUCGUUCGCAGUGAACUAACCGCCCUACCAGCGAGUGGUGAAAUUGGCGUUUUGGUCAACCGUCGUGAUUUGUAAAUGGCUUCGCUUCUUUGCUAUUUAUGAACUCGUGAUUACUUAAGAAAUGUUACAAUUUCGUGUAAAUCGCUAAUAAAAGAUUAAUUUACAAAUUUUGAAUUAUUUGAAUUAACCAAAGACUACAUUUGAGAUAAUACGAUGAAUGUAUAAAUGACAUCACUGAUGGCUGUAUAUGUUCUGCUUUAAACUUUACGAAAAAACUGAACUGAUUAGACCUAUUUUUCCAGUCAUAACAGCUUUUGAUCUCUGUACGUGAUCACGCACGCGCGUUUGUUGCUAAAAUUAUACGAUCCUUCAAGACCAACGAAUUGUACACAUUUAAAUGACAUUUAAUGACCAAUUUUUUUUUAAAUCACACUGUGCCGAUAUAACAAAUUAAUUAUUCUAAUUUUCAA
This is a messenger RNA of Sipha flava (yellow sugarcane aphid), 2544 nucleotides long. RefSeq names its product facilitated trehalose transporter Tret1-like. NCBI's taxonomy places the organism in Eukaryota, Metazoa, Arthropoda, Insecta, Hemiptera, Aphididae. The coding region runs from base 260 to 1633 and encodes 457 amino acids. Gene Ontology annotation, cellular component: membrane. The record is from RefSeq and is a predicted model, not a curated record. The transcript is spliced from 2 exons. Gene Ontology annotation, molecular function: transmembrane transporter activity. Gene Ontology annotation, biological process: transmembrane transport.